This is a messenger RNA of Cheilinus undulatus (humphead wrasse), 917 nucleotides long. RefSeq lists its product as uncharacterized. The transcript has 8 exons. Gene Ontology annotation, cellular component: membrane. The record is from RefSeq and is a predicted model, not a curated record. Bases 1 to 846 code for a protein of 281 amino acids. NCBI's taxonomy places the organism in Eukaryota, Metazoa, Chordata, Actinopteri, Labriformes, Labridae.
AUGAGAGGAUACAGAACCAUCAAAUACACACUCUUCAUCUUCUGCUACCUCUUCUGGGUCGUCAGUGCCAUCCUCAUCGCGGUGGGGAUCUACGCCAAGAUCGCCAAGGAGAAACAUGUGGUGGACACUCUGAUGGUCGACCCGGCGCUCCUGCUGAUCGUCGUCGGCUCAUUGAUGUUCCUCAUCACGUUCCUCGGAUGUCUCGGAGCGCUGCGCAACAUCACCUGCCUGCUGAAAACGUUCCUGGGAAUCCUGACAGUGAUCCUCCUCCUGCAGAUCGCUGCGGGGGUUGUGGGAUAUCUCUUCACGGACAUGGUGAUGGAGAGGACAGAGAAGCUGAUGAUGAAGGCCAUCGACCGCUACAGAGAAGACCCUGACCUGGAGAACGCCAUCGACUUUGUCCAGAAGAAGUUUCAGUGCUGUGGGGUGGAGAGUUAUAAAGACUGGUCCCAUAACGUCUACUUUGAGUGUUCAGACACCAACCCCAGCGUGGAGGCCUGUGGAGUUCCAUUCUCCUGCUGCAUCGGUCUGAACAACCAGACGGUGUUGAACACCAUGUGUGGGUAUGGGAUGCAGCAGCUGGAGGAGAGCUCGGCUAGUGUGGAGGUUUCCACCAUCGGCUGUCUGGAGAAGAUCAUCUGGUGGGCGAAGAACAACCUGCUGCUGGUGGCCGGUCUGACUGCCGGCCUGCUGCUGCUGGAGGUUGGGAUGAUCUGUCUGGCGGCGGCUCAGAUCUCCAGGAUCAAAAAAGUCCAACAACAGAAGAAAGAAAACGCAGCUAGAAGCAGAUCAGAGAGGAGGGACAGCUACUGGUAUCCUGCUUUUGCAAAUUUUGAUGAUUAUUAAUCCAGAUUCUGUUCUAAGCUGAAGGAAAAAAAUCUGGAAAAAAAGCCAAAUACUUCUCCUGUAAGCUGUUU